Messenger RNA from Pogona vitticeps (central bearded dragon), 11711 nucleotides. The record is from RefSeq and is a predicted model, not a curated record. Lineage: Eukaryota; Metazoa; Chordata; Lepidosauria; Squamata; Agamidae.
CUGACGAUGCCCCAGAGCCCCGAAACAAGCGCGGAGGAGGAGGAGCACCUCUCCCAGUGCCCCGAGGGGGACUCGGGCUCGGAGAGCUCCCACGAGGGGCCCAGCCCUCCAGCCAGCCCUGCUAACCCUACUCACAAUCACUCCAUGACAGUACCUGAGGACGCACAUUUCAGUAUGAUGGUCUUCCGAAUUGGCAUUCCUGACCUACACCAGACGAAAUGCUUGCGCUUCAAUCCCGAUGCAGCCAUUUGGGUGGCGAAGCAGCAGAUUCUCUGCACACUCAAUGAAAGCCUCAAGGAUGUCCUUAAUUAUGGGCUUUUUCAGCCAGCCACCAAUGGGCGGGAUGCCAAAUUCCUGGAUGAAGAGCGCCUUUUGCGCGAGUACCCACAGAGUUUUGAAAAGGGAGUGCCCUACCUGGAGUUCCGCUACAAAACCCGAGUAUACAAACAGACCAACCUGGAUGAGAAGCAGUUGGCAAAACUCCACACUAAGACGGGACUGAAGAAAUUUCUGGAGUAUGUGCAGCACGGAGCUGCUGAGAAAGUGGCACGACUCCUGGAUAAAGGGCUGGACCCCAACUAUCAUGAUUCUGACACUGGCGAGACACCUUUGACGUUAGCUGCCCAGUUGGAUGGGACCAUCGAUGUGAUCCGGCUGCUAUGCCUUGGUGGUGCCCACAUAGACUUUCGGGCUAGAGAUGGAGCCACAGCAUUACACAAAGCAGUGUGCUCACACCACUAUCCAGCCCUGAUGGCACUUUUGGACCUAGGAGGCUCACCCAAUUACAAGGAUCGUCGUGGGCUGACUCCUCUCUAUCACACAGCUAUGGUUGGAGGUGACCCACGUUGUUGCGAACUUCUGCUGUACAAUCGAGCCCAUAUUGGCACCACUGAUGAGAAUGGCUGGCAAGAGAUACAUCAAGCCUGCCAACAUGGACAUUCCCAGCACUUGGAACACCUGCUGUUCUACGGCGCUGAGCCAGGUGCACAGAAUGCAUCCGGAAAUACAGCACUGCACAUUUGUGCACUCUACAACAAAGAGAGCUGUGCCCGAAUCCUACUAUACCGAGGUGCUAACAAAGAGAUCAAGAACAACCAUGGACAGACUGCUUUUCAGGUUGCAGUCAUUGCAGGAAACUUUGAGUUGGGGGAGCUAAUCAAGAAUCACCGGGAUGCAGAUGUGGUUCCUUUCCAGGAGACACCGCAAUAUGCCAGCCGACGUCGGGAUGGUUCCCAGAGUCUGGCAGUGCCACAUACCUUGUUACGAGCCAACAGCGACACCAGCAUGAACCUUCCAGAUUGGAUGCUUUAUGCCCCUCCAUCCACUCCAUCUUCCACCGUGGCUGUUCAGGGUCAGAAGAUCACCACAGGAACCCUGCGCAGUUCCAGCAGCCCCCGUGGCGCUCGCAGCCGUUCUCCAUCACGUGGACGCCACACAGACGAGGCAAAAAAGCAACGCGGGCGACCCAGCUCCAGUGGCUACCAGAAGGAAUCUGCUGGAGGCAGCACGCUGAGUAGCCGGGGUGUGAAGCGGAAACUCUAUUCAGCUGUGCCUGGCCGCACAUUCAUGGCUGUGAAACCAUACCAGGCCCAGGCCGAGGGUGAGCUCUCCAUCAGCAAGGGCGAAAAGAUCAAGGUGCUGAGUGUUGGGGAAGGCGGCUUCUGGGAGGGACAGGUAAAAGGCCGCCUGGGCUGGUUCCCCUCGGAGUGCGUGGAGGAAGUGCCCAACAAGUCGCAGGAAGGGAAGCAAGAGAGCCGAAGUGACAAAGCCAAGAGACUCUUCAGGCACUACACGGUUGGCUCUUAUGACAGCUUUGAUGCUCCCAGUGACUACAUCAUUAAGGAGAAGACAGUGCUGCUGCAGAAGAAGGACAAUGAAGGCUUUGGCUUUGUGCUAAGAGGGGCCAAGGCACAGACCCCAAUUGAGGAGUUUACACCCACUCCCGCUUUCCCUGCUCUGCAGUACUUAGAGUCAGUGGAUGAAGGAGGCGUGGCCUGGCGUGCUGGUCUCCGCAUGGGGGAUUUCCUCAUUGAGGUAAACGGACAGAAUGUGGUGAAGGUGGGCCACAGACAGGUUGUCAACAUGAUUCGUCAGGGCGGGAACAACUUGAUGGUGAAAGUUGUCAUGGUAACGCGGAACCCAGAAAUGGAGGAGGCCAUGAAGAAGAAAGCUGCACCACAGCAGACAAGACGACUGCCCCCUCCAGCCAUCUCUUUGCGUUCCAAAUCCAUGACAUCUGAGUUGGAAGAAAUGGUGGAGAAAGUCUCCCCCUGGAAGAAGAAAGCAGCAGAUUACGAGCCAACAAUGGGCCCCGAUAAGAAGCGGACUGUCUAUCAAAUGGCUCUGAACAAAUUGGAUGAGAUCCUGGCAGCAGCUCAACAGACGAUCAGCGUAGGUGAUGGGUGUGGAAGUGGAGGGCUUCCUUCUUUGGGGAAGUCACGGGGCACUGCCAAGAACUAUUUUUCAAGUGAGCCUAGUUUUGAUCAGCACCGUCUUGGCCAGGCCAGCUAUGAGCGCCCUUCAUACUUACCCACCAGUCAUCCUCCAGGCAUGAUGCUCCGCCAGAAGUCAAUUGGAGCUGCUGAGGACGAUAAGCCCUACCUCGCUCCCCCUAGCAUGAAGUUUAGUCGAAGCCUUUCAGUCCCUGGUUCUGAUGACAUCCCACCACCUCCAACCACUUCCCCACCUGACCCCCCAUACAGCAGUACCUCCCCCUCAGCAUCUGGUCGAGUUACGCCCUCAGCCCGCUCAACCUUCAAUCCCAGUGCUGAGGCCAAGUUGUAUUCGGCGUCCUUGCAUCAGGAGCCACCCUAUGAACCACCCCCACGUAUCCGUGACAAGAUGUCCCUUUAUCGCCAAGAGUCCGAACAAGGGGCUGAGGGGUCAACCGCUCGUGGCUGGCGUGGCCACGCCCCUGACCUUCGCUACUACAACCUGCCCCCACGGGCUACUAACACCGCCAUGUACGUUCCCACCAAGCCCAUGCGCCGGAAGGGGCCACUGGUCAAGCAGACCAAGGUGGAAGAUGAGCAGCGGCAGCAGCAGCAGCAGCAGGGUACUGGCCCCUCCCAGAUGCAGCCAUCGACAUUGCAGCCCCCGUCAUCUGCACCACCUGAGAAGAGCUCUAUCCCUAUCCCCACCAUCAUAAUUAAAGCUCCCUCAACUAGCAGCAGCGGGCGCAGUAGCCAAGGGAGCAGCAUGGAGGCAGAGAGCCAGCCAGAGCCAGUGGUGCCUGUCCCCUCACUUCAGCUCCAUAACAGUAUGGAUUUCACCAGCCAGUUUGGGGCAGCCUUGGUUGGGGCUGCCCGGCGGGACCGUGAGUGGUACAGCGAGGCUCGGCGCAAAUCUGCCCUGUUCCUUUCCACUGAACAGCCAGAUGAUGAGUCCCAGCAGACCCCCAUGCCCCGUCUCCGCCACUCCAAAUCCAUUGAUGAAGGCAUGUUUUCUAGUGAUCCCUACAUCCAGCUCAAUAUGGCUCCUGGCUUUGGCAGUAGCAGUGCUGUUGGCGGGAGCAGCUCUGGUUACUUCCAGUCUCGUGUCCCUAAAACAUAUGGAGCCAGCACCACCAGCGCUUUUACCUCGGUGUGCUCUAGUUUCCUGCCCCAGUUCCAGCCCCAUUCAACUCCUCUCAUUCACCCGCUGACUGGCAAGAUUUUGGAUCCUGGAUCCCCUUUGGGGCUCGCCUUAGUUGCUCGUGAGCGGGCCUUAAAGGAGUCCCAGUCCCAGCAGGAAAGCCGAGAAGACAGACACUCACGGCCAUCCUCACCCCGUUUUGGGGAGACCCCUAAAACCCCUGAAUCCCCUGGUAGUUCCAUCUUACGUCUCUGGGGAACAUCAGAGCAGCAGCAUCACCCCCACCAGCGGCCGGCAUCACCACGCAAGGAACCAGAAAGCCCCCGGCAUCACUCACCUGAACAGCAGACUCCAACCUCAGCCAAGGUCACCCCUUGGGAAAAACGGCCCGAGGAAGGAGAGAAGUUGGAGCUGCAUGUGCGCUUUGUGGAAAACUGUCGUCCAGCAGAGGAGGAGGAGGAGGGAGGAGGAGGAGGAGGUCAUGAAAGUGGGAAGGUUGAGGUCCCUGCUCCACCGGCAGAGCGAGUGGCUGAAGAAAACGGGCUCCCAUUAUUGGUGUUGCCUCCUCCUGCUCCUUCCAUUGACGUUGACGAUGAGUUUGUCUUCACAGAGCCACUCCCGCCACCCCUCGAAUUCUCCAACAGCUUUGAUAAACCAGAAUCCCCUCCCAAAGCUUCCAAUGAGCUGCCCCCAACCGUGGCGCCUCCAGCGGCCCCUUCUGCCCCAGCUACCUUAGACUCCACAGCCUCCAGCUUGACCUCUUACGACAGCGAAGUGGCUACUCUCACCCAAGCUGGAACGACAGAAACCAAGGAGGCCCCUCAUGUCAACUUCUCUUCCGUCGUGUCAUCCAUUGCCAUCCCCGCAGCAGAGGCCCCCGAAGCAGUGACCGACUCGGGAAUUGAGGAGGUGGACAGCCGAAGCAGCAGUGACCACCACUUGGAGACCAUCAGCAGUGUCUCCACACUGUCCAGCAUGUCAGGGGAAGGCACCGAACUUUUGGACACCUACAUCACCUACUUGGACGGGCAGGCAUUUGGGGGAAGCGGCGGCGGCAGUGGUGGUGGUGGUGGUGGUGGUGGAGGAGGAGGCGGCAGUGGAGGUGGCAGCAGCACUACCACAGACAAGAGCCCUCUGCAGACUAAACUACGUUCCCGGCCGUUCCCAGGCCGCUUGCCUGUGGCUACCCCAACCAGCUCCACUAUCUCGGUUUCAGCAUGUACUGAGAACAUGUUUGCCCUCACCCCGGCCCCUCCCUACCACCAGCAACCAGCCGCCACUGAGCCAGGCAAAGAACUGUCACAGAAACCUCCAUUGCCAUGGGAGGAAGCCAAGGCCUCCCCCAUGUCCACCAUGAAGGCCAGCAUCAUCAGCGAGUUGAGCACCAAGCUGCAGCAGAUGGGUGGGGUGUCUUGGUCACGGCCACCUGAUGCAGUGGCUUCUUUUGGUUCCGAGAGGCCUAGUUCCCUACAGAGGCAAAGGCUCCCAGAUGAGACAUCUCCAUCACUGAUCUCCAAGCCUGUAAGCAGCCUUUUCCACAACUGGCCCAAGUCCCCGCAAGGCAAGCAUCCCAAGAGUGUGGAGUUUGACAUCCGCCCAGCCCUGCGGCGCGCCCCCAGCCCAGCCGCCCUGCCCAGUGAGCACAAGAUUAGCCCUGCCCCCAGGCCUUCCUCCCUUCCCAUCCUGCCUUCUGUGCCCAUAUACACCGGCGUCUUUGAUCUCCGCGGUUCACCCACUUCUGGGGGCGAGCACCCUUUCACAGGCUUCCCUUCCGGCAGCCGUUCCUUGUCGCCAACCCACUUCCUGCCGCCAGCCACGGACAAGCCGUUCGGCUCCAAGCCGUUGCCUUUCUGGACCAAAUACGAUGUGGCCGACUGGCUGGAUUACCUGAAGCUGGGGGAGCACCGCGAUCGGUUCCUGGACAACGAAAUUGAUGGCUCUCACCUGCCGUCCCUCACGAAGGAAGACUUCAUUGAUCUGGGCGUGACGCGAGUUGGGCACCGCAUGAACAUCUCCCGUGCCCUCAAGUUCUUUCUAGAGAGGUGAUGGGGGAAACCGCCCUGCCCUGGGAAGCCUCUCACCUGAAUGUACGAUGGAUCUCCACCACUGAGGAGAACAAAUGAGGUGGAGGGGUUGCAACUAUGGGGCCGGGCACAGGGGAAGCUGCAAGGAGAGACCCUGUGGGUCAGGGUAGGGUGGGGAUUCCCUUCCCCCUGGCAGAGAGAUACUCUGAGAAGCUCACCAAAGCCUGCCUGGGCACCCUUACAGGGUGUGCACUUUCCUCUUUUGCGUUGCCAUGUAGCAAUUUGCCCAUCUCACUCAUCUAACUGAUGCCGCUGACACUUGUGUACAGACACUUAAUGUUGUGUGAUUUCACUUUCCAAACUAUGUGCGUUUGUGUCUGUAUGUUACCUAUAUACAUACACUCACAUGUCAUUCCCCAUUGGCAUAGGAGCUUGCUUCACCAGCCAUGCUGCUCAGAUGGCUGAUGUCAGUCAUCUAUAGUACAGCAGCUUAAUACCUGCAUAUAUUUGCCAUUCACUAUGUUGCUGAUUGCACUUCCUUUCCAGCUUUUGUUUGCACAUCAUUUCUUCUCACCAUGUAGAAACUUGCUCAUGUGCAUCUUCCCAAUUACCAGGGUUGUUAAGUACUCUGCCUUAAAAAAAAAGCUCCAACAAAAGUUAGAGUUGCUUGUAUUUGGUUUCUUUGCAAAAUGAAUUCUGCUCUAGAUAGAAGCAAAGGGAGGAAAUUGAUUCAAUUCCCAGCUUCUUAGAAAUCUCAUUGAGAUCCCCUCCUUCCCCUUCCCCACCAAUAAAUCUUACAAGAAUUUAUUGGGCAUUAGGUGUAUCCAUCCAAGCAUACCUUCACAGCUGAAAGAGAAACUUUUUCCGUUUAAAUGGAAGCCAAGAUCCUCUGAAUGCAAAGAAUAUUGUACACGAUACUGAGCAGUGUUUCUGUGCAAAGCACAAACACAGCCCUGCCUCACUCUUGAGUAUGUUACUGGUUUCAAGUACUGCUUGCUUGCUUAAUAAUACUACGGCUACCCAGUUGUGCACCUUUUGAUCUUCCAUAGUGAUUCACAUGAUUCAAUUUAGCAAAGCAGGGAAUCAGUUUUACUCUUCAGUAGCUCCAGUGCAGUGCCAAGCCUCUUGCUGAGCAGGCUUAUAGGCCAAACGGCUCACAAACUGAGGCUACCAAUGAAACAGUUCAUCUGUUACUGGAGCUGUACAGUUCUGCCUCUCUUAAUUCUAUGUCAGUCAAGAAAUAUUCAAGCUAGAAUUGCUUGGAGCCAGCAGCAUCUCAACUAUAUUAUGUCAGCAUCAGUGAACUGUAUGGGGGCAGAAGGUAUGAGGAAUAAUAUCAGAAGGGAAUACCCCCCCCAUAUCAAAUCUGCCCCAUUUGAUUUCAGGUUCGUAAGACCACCCACAAGAAAACGUCAACUAAACUCUGGUAUUUAUGAACAGGGCCAAUGGAAAGGUGGUGUGGACUGUGUUGUGGCAACUUGGAUGCUGAGCUUGUUGGGAAAGGAGUGGCUCUUCCUGCAAAUUCAGGAGAGGGACACCCCCUACCCUACUUUUGCAACAAAGAGGAUGGUGAUAGACACUUCCUAGCGCUAGCAAUCAAAAGACAUUUGUGCAGCUAUUCCAUCUAUUUCUCAACAUUCCUCCCCUUGCCUUCUGAAAAAGGACCAACAGCAAUGGGAGAAUACAAGGUUAGAAAAUGGAAGAUAAUGACUGAAACUCACCACCACCUGCGUGCCAAAUAAAAUUUCAUGAAUGAGGCAAGGUGAUUGUGCAAUAAAGUCUCAUCUGGAACCUCCCAGCUGUGUGAAGGGAUAUGUGUCCUCCAGUUUUUGCUGAUCUUGCCACUAUUGGCAGUGAAAUUAUUUUGACCAUGUGGUUCAAUAUUUGGCUGGUUUCAGUAUUCCUGCUGGAGAUGUUGGUUCAAUGAGAUCCAUCCAUUAAUUUUGCAGAUAUCCUGUGCUGCACAUGCUCUUUGUCUCUAGUCCAUCAUGGUCUAGCUUGUAGACAGUUGGUUCAUGCAGGAUUUGGUGUGUUUAUAUAGACUGUUCCUUGACAUUUUUUAACCUAGGUGCAACCUCUUUGUUGCAAAGGUAAUGACAUAUUCUGGCCUUCCUCUUGGCAUCAGCUGAAUAGUGGAUAAUAGUGGUUGAAGGCCAAGUGCAUCUGGAGGUGCCCAUGUUGGGGUAAGGUAACUAAACAGUUGAGGGGGGUGUUUUCUGCAAUUGUGCAUUAAGCUGCACAAUGAUGUGUCAUUUUACUUCUAACUAGAAUUACUGUAGUGCAUUAUUAUGGGUUCUAGUCCAUUUCUUCAGACACCUCCAUCUAUUAGGUGGUUGAUGUAUCGUAAAGAAUUAAGAAGAACCCAAUUUAUUUCAUUUUGCAAGAACUUUGUUAGAUCACUUGCAGCAGAUUCAUAGUUUCUGCAGAAACAACUGGAUUAAUAGUUAAUUCCAUGUUUUUAAAAUGCACUUUCCAUUGGAUACCUGCUGCUGUUUGCUUUGAAGCAGAGCUGUGUUUUAUGGGUUACAGUAGAUGGGUGAACUGACAUCACCUAGGAUUAGUACUGGUGCUGCAAAAGGAAAUGGAUCCUACCCCUUCUCUUUCUGUCCCAGAGUACACCCAACCCUGGCUGCAACUGUUCACAAGCUCAGCUCUUUCACAAAUUGUGGUCUAUAUACUUAAACACAUCUCUGCCAUUGCACUCUUACCUAGCUCAUGCCUUGCAUACUCAGGGUCAGCAACAAGUUUCAUCUUGUUCUCAUUUCAGAACCACUUCCAUGUGUGCAUGUUUCACAUAUUUCUGCACUUCCAGUAUGGAGAGAUCUCCCCAUUAGUAUCCCUCCUAAGAAGUUGUUUGUGUGUAUGGAGUGUCUCUCUUGUGUUCUUCUGCCAGAGGGGUAUCUUGGCAAUCCAGUGUUCCAGAUCCAGAUAAGCAGCAGAUGCUGAAGGACUGGAAUGGGGAAAAGGGAGAGAAAGAAGAGUAUGGGUAGGUGCUCCCAUUCUGGGUCUCUCCUGUCUCCUUCAGCAUCAUCACAUGCUCCUACCACUUUGAAUUCCAGGGCAGUGGGGUCUUGGAUAAUGACCAUAUCUGUGCUGUGGAUGGAGCAUCCCCCUUCUCUCCAAUGCUCAGCUGCCAAAGAAACAAAAGAGCCCAGCGUACCGGGGGUGCUCCAUAACUUCCCCAUUGCAGCCAUUUGGACACCAGAACCCAGUGCACGGACUGCUUUUGCAAGGACAGAGGCUAGGGAGGUGGGGGGCUCUCAAUGCUGCUCAUGGCUGGGAUCCUCGGUGUGCGAUGCUCCGUCCACAGGGAGGGGAAAGAGGAAGAAUUCCUUGACCCCUUCCUUUCUAAUCUCCACAUCAGGGAUUAUGAGCUGUGGGGAAGUGUGUGGGGACUUGUAACUGUGACUUUAGGCCUUGUGGCUGGCCCCAUUUUACCACUUCGCCUGAGCUGUGACUUAGAUCUUCAGCUAGCCACCACCACCUUGCCAUGACUGUGCUGUCUAGCCAAUCCUACUCUUGCUCCUCCGAAACCGUAUUUCGGUAUCAUACAGCUAAAUCCUUCCAUGACCGUUAAUCACGUGGUGUAGUGCGCUACUUUUUUGAGCCACUCCACAUUUCUGUAUUAUGUGGCUCUCACAUCACAUGUGCCCAUGCUCCAUGAUGUUGGGUAACCUUGCGCAUCCGACACAAUCAAGGUCCACAGUGUACCCUGUCCUUCCAUGACCACAUGAUUAACCCAGGCAUGCAAAAAACAAAAAAACAAAGAAAAAAAACCACAAAAAAAACUCAACUGGUGAUAGGCCCCAGGCAAAUAAAAUAUUUACAUGGGCAGCCAGGAUAUUCACAGAACCUUCCAAGUGUCAGCUUUGCUUUUAUUAUGAUAAGGUGAAUCUAACCCUUGUGGUUGGAAAAUGUAAGGUGGGGAUGAUUCUCAAAAGUCAACAAGCGCUCAUGAGUGCAAGGAGAAAUUUCUUUUAUGGCAGCCAUUUUCUCUUUGAGCGCUAUUCUCCCUAGCCUAGUAUGUGAAAAUUCAGGAUUUAAGGAGUACACAUGGGCAUCUUCCCCCCGCCCCCUUUUGACAGGGAUAUAUAGCUGUCUGCAGCAUUAGGAAGAGACAGGGCCUGGUUAUAGAAAUCCUAAAGAGGAUACAUAGGAGAGAUGACCGAAAUUGCUGGAAGAAAUCAAGGUGAGGCAGCUAGGCUAUAGAGGGAUAUGAAAAAAGAGCCAGCAGCUGUCUUGGUGUGAGAGGAUAGGCCCAAGAAGUGAAAGGAUAAGACCUAAGAGAGGUGCACCAUGUUGUAUUUGCACAGCAAACCUUACUGGGUGUUGUCGGGCAAGUGGGCUACUGGUCAUUUUGAGUGGAGUUGCACAUCUUCACCCAAUUUGCAUGGCUGGGUUAACUUUUGUAAUGCCAUGGCUCUGGGCCUUGUGGCUUUCUGUGCCUCCCUCUCAGGAUGCCUCUUGCCACGCCACUGUCAUCCCACCCACCUACACCUCUUGUGGCGCCCUUUCUCUGUUGCUGCCACCUCCUGUGACAUGCCACGUGGCUAUUCCCACUGUGCCUCCAAAGCCACAACUCCAUACCGCGUGGCCUCACGCAGCCCCGGUUCCAGAGGUGCAGCGGUCGUCUGCCUUUCCACACCCCAGCUGCCACCCAACACUAUGUUGUAAUGCCACAGGGUGAGACGUCAUCCUUUCCUCACAGUGUGAACAACAUGAGCUGCUGAUACUACACCUGUGUGCUGCUGGUUAAGCAGCUGUCCUUUUUUUUUCUUUCUUUUUAAAGAAAAGGGCUCUUGUCUCGUCUCGUCGGACUGGCCACGUUGGCCCCUCCCAUCCACAGGCCCCAACGAGGGAGCGAAACGAAACAAACAAAACUUCAGAAUGUCUUCCAAAAUGAUGAUGUUGUGGGGGGAGGCGAGAAAGAUGGCCUCCUCUCCAAAUGUAGGCAGGAGAGGAGUCCAUGCUGCCGUUCUCAGCUCCUCACUCGGGCAGCCCUCAUAGAUGCACAUGCCAGCUCUGGGAAAGACAGAGAACGUUGUUAACAUUGGGGGGUGGGGGAGGGGUAUGGGAGGCAAGACAUUAGUGCUGUAUGAGCAGGGAGGGUCUCACAAACUUCCACUAGUCAGGAGAAGGGGCCAGAUCUUCUAAGCUGUUCAAAAGAAGAGCAUAGUGGCCUCACAGGGAACAGAUGCAUUUGUGUUGAAGCAGAAGGGCUAGCAAGUGGGGGAGGGGGCAAAGCGUGAAGGAUCAAAUGUCUUCUUUCUCAGAACCAUUAAAACAUAGCGAAGAGGCCCCAGUUUUGGAACCCAAGACUUUCGGGGGGGGGGUUGUAUGGAAAAAGGCAAGUAUGUCAAGCAGACCUGGUUUUACCAGGCUUAAUGGCUUCUGUGAAGUGGGCAAUAUGUAGUCCUUCUGAUGUUGUUGGAUUGGAACUCUCAUCCAGUCUCCUCCGGAUGGCCAGUGGGAAGGAUUUCAGAGGAAUUGCAGUAUGAUUAUUUCUGGGCUGGACAGUCAGAGGUUGUCCAGCUCUAGUGGAGCAAUAUCUUUAGCAAGAGUAUGCCCUCUCAAGUACAUUGUGUCUGGUGCUUCCCUUUGGAGAAAUGAGAUAGAGCUCCUUAACCUAUCUCCUUGUUUGAGGUAAGGUUAAGCAGGGGCGAAAUUCAAUCAGGGUUUGGGAUGAAGACUGCAAGAGUCCUGAGCUUUCUGUUUUAAAAAUGGCAUCUUAUUAAAACAGGGUGUGGAAGCUGCUACCAGUUAAGAUCCUGUUCUCUGUUAUUUGGAGUAUAGGAUGGAUCUCGUGUAUCUGAGAGAGAGAGAGAGAGAGAGGUUUAGAAGUCAAGUGGGAAAUCAUGAGUCCUCCAAAAUGGCCUAUUGGCUUACUGGGUUAAUGUGCAGGGAGCAGGACACCUGGGUUCUCUGAAAAGGAAUAAAGAAGGGUCUAAUGGGUUUAAAGCAAAAAUUGCCCAACAAAAGACUGGGUGGUGUAUGGGUAAACUGGUCCUGGAUGGGUCGAGAACCGCAGCAUUGAAUUCUCUUGCCUUAAAUGUACUGAAAUGAAGUAUGUAAUGUUGAUUUUGUGAUUCAGGGAUCUAUUCCCUGGGAUGAUUA